UUUUCUUCUCUUUUAUAAUGAUGAUUUUCAGGUUGAGGGUGAGUUCGAGUGGAGUAAAACUACCCAGGGACAUAUUCUAGGAGCCUUCUUCUGGGGUUACUUGGGAAGUCAGGUUCUUGGAGGAUACCUCGCUUCCCGCUUUGGUGGUAAGCGAGUAAUUCUGGUCACCAUCCUUGGGGCUUCAUUGCUUACCUUAGCAAGCCCUGUGGCCGCUCGUACUCAUGCCUAUAUUCUCGCUGGUCUUCGCGUUGCCAUUGGAUUCCUUCAGGGUGCUACGUUCCCUGCCAUGCAUACCAUGUGGUCAGUAUGGGGACCGCCUCUCGAGUUAUCUGUGCUAACUGGAGUCAGUUAUGCUGGCGCUCAGAUAGGAAACGUUUUUGUGCUACCUCUCUCUGGUUUUCUCUGCCAAUAUGGAUUUGAUGGCGGUUGGCCGAGCAUUUUCUACACUCUUGGAAUCAUCGGUGUGGUAUGGUCUGCUCUCUGGACUUACAUAGUGACGGACAGGCCCAGUAAUCAUCCAUUAAUUUCGGAAGCUGAGAAGGAGUAUAUUAUCAAAGCUGUGGAGGCAUCUACUGGGAAGCAAACAGGAAAACCUCCUGCAACGCCGUGGGGCAGUAUUCUGUCAUCACGCGCUGUUUGGGCCUGCUGGUUUGGACAUUUCGCAGGUGACUGGGGUGCAUAUACAAUGUUGGUGUCGCUCCCAUCCUUCCUUAAAGAUGUU
Molecule: messenger RNA, 721 nt
Organism: Haemonchus placei
Lineage: Eukaryota; Metazoa; Nematoda; Chromadorea; Rhabditida; Trichostrongylidae
Source: the annotation of a GenBank genome assembly